AUGCAGGUUUUUAGGCAAAAGAAUCAUUUGAAAAGUCGGAAAAAAUCACAGGUAAAACAAGAGGAGAAUACCUUACAGGAUUUUUAUGGUAAUUGGUCUCCUUCAGCACCGGCUAAACAAUUUGAGAAUGAAUUGUCGCCAUCUGUCAUACAAUGUUCUCCCUCUGUGAUUCUUGGUCAACAAAAGCAGAUCCAAGGGGCUGAAACCUUAUAUCACAAUGUCAUAAAUCCAUAUGUGGUUUCUUCUGUGUAUGAGAACAUGAAUAGUACAUACCCUGCGAUGCCAAUGCUAUCGCAGACUCAAUCAGGUGAUAUUAGGAAGCAGCCAAUGCUUUCUGGGUUCGAAGUGCCUCCUGGUAUAGUGAAUCCUGUGAAAAAUUAUGUGGACUCGGUCAAACCCCAAAGCAUGACUCCUCAGGAGAAAAUUGAAAAAUUGAGGAGACGGCAGCAAAUGCAGGCAAUGAUUGCUAUUCAGAAACAACAGCAACAAUUGGGCCAUCAAGUUCCUAGCAAAUCAAUCACUCAAAAAUGUCUCCCAGAAAUUCAAAGCCAUCUUAGUGAUGGUACUGAUGAAGAUCUAAGAACUCUUCCUGCUCCAGAUCCAACUAUUGAACAGGAUGAUUCUAAUACAAUGUCAGUGGCAGUUGGUAAUGAUUUCCUUGAAGAAACCACAUUGUACAGGCUUCAGGAUAUUAUAUCAAAGUUAGACAUCCAAAUAAGACUCUGCAUCAGAGAUAGUUUGUUCCGGUUGGCACAAAGUGCAAUGCAAAGGCAUUAUGCUAGUGAUACUAGCAGUACAAACAAAAGCAGCAGAAAACUUGAAGUUGCAGCCCGAGAAGAAAGCAAUAGCCAAAAUAGAUAUGCCAGAAUGCCUGAUGUCGAAACAGAAACGAAUCCCAUUGACAGAACUGUCGCCCAUUUACUUUUUCAUAGGCCUAUGGAGUUAACCCAGAAUUACUCUGACAAGCUGGAGUCGCCUGUUUCUACCAAGGUGAAAUGUGAAAGCAAAGCAGCUAACCUGGUGAACUUUCCCGUGAGUUGCUUACCAAAUGAGGACUCAAAGAACAAUCAACGGCUUUCUCAGCUUGGAUUUAAGAAUUCCUGGUUUGAUGCCCAAUCUAUGGAUCAAAUUAAAAAUAGUCCCUGCAUAGACACUUCUGAGAAUGCAUCCAAUACACAGGAAUUUCAAGCCUCUCAAUGA
This is a messenger RNA of Sphenostylis stenocarpa, 1200 nucleotides long. Lineage: Eukaryota; Viridiplantae; Streptophyta; Magnoliopsida; Fabales; Fabaceae. The record is from the annotation of a GenBank genome assembly.